AGCUGCUGCUGUCAGAUGACUACAACUCCAAACUCAACAGUCACCUGUCUACUCGCCAAGAUCAAGGACCGGAACAUCUGACAAGAUGAUCGUGGAAGUAGUCCUUUCGUUGAGUCUCAUUUUCAUUGAUCUAUACUAUUAUCUUACAAAGAAAUAUGACUAUUGGGAAAAGAAGGGUGUUGAAUAUAUAAAGCCCGUUUUUCCGUUUGGCACUAUGUGGGAUCAAAUGAAGGGGAAAACAGACGCUGGGACACUGCUGACAAAGAACUAUACGGAAAACAAGAAGAAGGGACUGAAAUAUGUCGGUUUACAUACGCUUCGACAACCGACACUUUUAAUCUUAGAUCUUGACUUAGUAAAACACAUUCUCACAAAAGAUUUUCAUAAUUUUGUUGCGAGAAACUUUACUCCAACAACUCAUGAAUACAUCUCUAAACAUUUGUUCUCAUUAGAAGGGCAGGAGUGGAAAGAUAUGAGAACCAAACUAACACCAACAUUUACAUCUGGGAAAAUGAAAAAUAUGUUUAUUCUAAUGGAAAAAUGUACACAACAACUUCAAGAUCAUAUUGAAAAUGUCAUUUUAAAGAAAGGAGAAUUUGAAGUCAAAGAUCUCAUCGCAAGAUUGACAACAGAUAUAAUUGCUACGUGUGCUUUUGGAUUGGAAGUAAACUCUAUUCAUGAUCAUGACAAUGACUUUUUCAAGGUUGGGCAAAAGAUUUUUCUUCCAAAUAGAAUGAACUUGUUUAAGUUCCUCAUGCAUUCAAAUUUUCCAAGAAUUUCAAGAUUAUUAAAAAUAGAUUUUUUUGACCCUCAAAUAUCCGUUCUCCUUAUGACAGUUAUGAAAGACACUAUCGAAUAUCGUAAAAAAAAUAACAUCAUAAGGAAUGAUUUUGUAGAUUUGUUAAUAAGGGUGAAAGAAAAUAAAUCUUUGGAAGACCAUGACGAAGAAUCCAAAAAUGAAAUGAAAGAUGCUUCCAAGUUUUUAAAUAUUUUGAAAAAUAGCUUACAAGAUAUAAAACACCAAGAGAAGGACCAUCUUACUCUAGAAGAAAUGACUGCCCAGGCAUUUGUUUUCUUCGCAGCAGGGUUUGAAACAGCUGCGUCCACAACUAGUUUCUGUCUUUACGAGUUGGCCAAAGCUCCUGAAGUUCAAGAGAAACUCCGAAGAGAGAUUGAUGAAGUUUUGGCCAACCACGAUGGCAAAAUAACAUAUCAAUCUAUACAAGACAUGCAUUAUAUGGAUAUGGUAAUGAAUGAGACACUGCGCCUGUAUGCGUCUCUACCCUUUCUGACCAGAGUGUGCACGGAGCGUUAUCAACUUCCUGGCACAGAUCUAGUCAUCGACGAGGGAGUCCGCAUCACUAUUCCCUCCUACUGCUUCCACCACGAUCCUGAUAUCUUCCCCGAUCCCUACAAGUUUGACCCGGAGCGCUUUACUGACGAGAACUGUCAUAGCAGACACCAUUACGCCUUUCUACCCUUCGGCGAAGGACCGAGGAUUUGUAUCGGUAUGAGGUUUGGCAAGCUGCAAGUGAAGGUGGCUUUAGCUUCUAUACUCUCCCUCUACGAACUGUCACCAACCCCUGAUACACCCGACAAGCUGGAAAUCCAUCCACACAUCGUCUUCACCACACCCAGACAUCCCUUCAGUCUCCGAAUCACAAAGAGAACUGAUUUAUGAGGAAAUGUUUCUCAACAUUGACGUAAUAGUUAUAUAGACUCAAGUUCAAAACUAGUUUUAGAGUUCAAAAGUAGAAUCUCAAAAUAAAAAAAAAAGAAUUCAUCCUGCAUAUCACACAGUGUUGAUUUUACAACUGGAGUAGUUUUCAAUUCAACAAUAGACAAUUUUAUUACCAAUCUAGAUGAAUCUCAAACAUAUAUAUCAGGCAUAAUACCAUUUAUGUCAAUAGUUCAUAAUGUUUGAGGAAUAAACAUUCGUUUAGACCAUAAGUAAAAAUAUAAUUUUAGCUAUAUUUUAUAGCAGAGAUUUUUCAAAGAGGAAUAUUAAUAUUUGAAACACAUUAUUGCAUAUUAAAAACUGGUUUUCUUUGUAUAUAGCUAAUGUAGAAGAUAAGUUAUAUAAAUCUUAACAUUAAAUAAACGUAUUUAAAUAUUAAUUUAUUUUUCAUAAAAAUAGAGCUAAACAAUUUACAAACAACAAAAAUUACUCUAUAAGUACAAAGUUGACAAAUUAAAAUACCCCCGCCGCAGCAAACCUGCCGACUAAGCGAAUUUCUAUUUGUCUUAAUUGAUUUUCAAUUAAAUAUAUUUUAAUAACAUUAAGUUUAACGAGUACCUAGGUUUGCUGCUACAAGGAAACUAAUAAAGUGUGUUUUUUUGUAAAAUAUUGAUAGCUUAGUACAAAAUGAAUAAAUUUGAUCAAAAUACAAAAUAUAUCCAUAAACAAGCAAACUACAACAUAUGACAAUAUUCUCCAUAAAAAUAACAUAGAAAUUUUAAAUUUACAAUUUUUUUAAUUUUCUCCGUUACUACUAACCGAACAAAAAUACUUUUAUAUACUAAAUUAAUUGUUUUUUUAAGCUCUUUAAAAAGGUCUAAAGAGAAAUUAGGAAAUUUUAUGUUUUGAGGGUCAAAAGUGAGAAACCCCAAUUUUUACCCCAUAAAACCCCCCGUAAAGCCUCGUUCCCAUGGUCCGAUCAUGCUGGUUCGCGAACUCAUUCAAGUUUAGCCCGCUUUACAC
Molecule: messenger RNA, 2701 nt
Organism: Macrosteles quadrilineatus (aster leafhopper)
Lineage: Eukaryota; Metazoa; Arthropoda; Insecta; Hemiptera; Cicadellidae
Product: probable cytochrome P450 6a14
Exons: 5
Coding region: 86-1681 (531 amino acids)
Molecular function (GO): oxidoreductase activity, acting on paired donors, with incorporation or reduction of molecular oxygen; iron ion binding; heme binding
Source: RefSeq, a predicted model, not a curated record